Messenger RNA from Oppiella nova, 1691 nucleotides. The record is from the annotation of a GenBank genome assembly. NCBI's taxonomy places the organism in Eukaryota, Metazoa, Arthropoda, Arachnida, Sarcoptiformes, Oppiidae.
UAAUAUCAAUACAAUCAGCAAAAAUAUACGUAAUCUCAAAAUCAGAGACUAAAUAUUGAAAUCACAAAAAAGUUUACGUAAAGUGUAGUCAAAAUAAUUGUACUUUUAUUGUAAUAAAAAGUUUUUCUAUUAAAUAGUUAUCAAUAGAAAACUUUUAUCACAAGAAUAUUCUUUAAGUAUUUUGUAUAGAGUUUAAUAUUUACAAAAUGUUUUCAAAACACAUUUUCGUGUUAAUAAUCUCAUCGAUAUUCGCCAUAAGCACCGGGCGAUUAGUCAGCGACGUGAGCACAACCACACCCGCCAGUACCACCACAUACGCGGCCACUGACAUCAGGAUUUGCGCCGAUUUGAAGCCCAGAUUCAUAAGCACCCGACAGAGUAGGUAUCAGACACUGGAGUGCACCGCAAAGUUAUGUACGGCCGACAGCACCGACACCUCACCCAUACUGGACAUACCAGUGGACAUCACGGCCACGUUUAAUAACCCAGCAUUUGAGUGGAACUGCCAGUUGGGACACAUCGAGAGCUCAAACGGGACCUGCGAUCUUGAGAGGGGUCACUGUUGGCACACCAUUGACAUCGACUUGUGGUACUUCCGACAUAAGAUGUGGGAUAAUGGGUUGGAUGAGCUCCAGAUAUCGUGUACUGUGAGUGACGCCUUUCUCACUCCCGAUGGCAACCAUCAGGACAUACUUCUGGUCACGGAUGUCGAGUACAGCUAUAUUAAGAGUUUCAAAGGUAAAGCAGUUAACGACAGGUGCCAAACGGACAGCGAGUGCGGGGACAACAUGUUCUGUCUGAACACGGGCACCGGUAACCCAGGGAUCACCGCCACUACAUGCCAGUGCCGUAUGGACUACAUAACGGGUGUCCAAUACGUGCAGAUUAUGGACGACAAGUACAACGAGUGGUUGUGCGCACCGCCACUACUGCUGAACGAGUCCUGUCUGUACGACUCCCAGUGCCAGGCCAUGGAUGUGAACACCAUAUGCGACAGAGCGGAGGCCGAGAGCACCGGUAGAUGUGUGUGCGACGACGAUAUGGUAGCCUUUAAGUCUGGCUGCCAACCGGCACCGGUAGCUUCCGAUACCACACGCCGGCCGACCAUUAUUUGGUGGAUAUUUACUGAUGACUAUAGGGAGGACCAGUCACAGGGCAGGGGGUUCUGGUGGUUGAGAUGGGCGGCCUAUGUCAUGGCUAUUGUGGCCAUUAUUUUGCCCUUUUUGUUGGUUAUCAUAGCGAUGGUUAUGCUGUGCCACCGGCGCUCUGCCGCCAAACGCGCGGCUGUGUUAGGGUCGGCCCACAUGCAAGGGGUCGUCAGACCCCGAUUCCCGGCCCCCAAAGUCAUUAUAUCGGAGCUGAAGCCCAGUAAAGAGAAAUCCGAUGAUAAGUACGGUUUGGUUCAAAACGAUCACUUGAGUAAUCAGUAUUAAGUCUAUUGUGGUAUCAGUUUUUGGUGGCUGUCCUCCAGAAUCUCUCCCAUUCCCUACCUUUAACUUAAUAUUUUUGAGAUAUUCCUACAAAAUAUAUAAUGUAUUCUUAAGCAAACUAUUAAUGCAUUUGAUUUGCAAACUGAAGGACACAAAGACAUAAUUACUAAACAAUAAUCUAAUGACUGAAUUGAAUAUGUAUUGUAAUUAAUAUUAAUUUUAUGAGAAUUUCUUAAUAAAACAAUGAUAUUUUAAUAAUUA